This is a messenger RNA of Phacochoerus africanus (Common warthog), 2073 nucleotides long. RefSeq names its product zinc finger CW-type and PWWP domain containing 2 (gene ZCWPW2). Lineage: Eukaryota; Metazoa; Chordata; Mammalia; Artiodactyla; Suidae. The transcript has 9 exons. Gene Ontology annotation, molecular function: zinc ion binding. Gene Ontology annotation, cellular component: nucleus. Bases 716 to 1696 code for a protein of 326 amino acids. The record is from RefSeq and is a predicted model, not a curated record.
GCAUGGGUGGGUGUGUGUGUGGAAGGGGUAGGGGGAGAGUGGUACCCCCUGCUAGACUGUAUCAAAAUAUAAUCCAAGUAUUCAUUAAAUUAAGCUGGACAUGGUCACUUUCUAUCCAUUUAUGGAUCUGCUUUAAUUAACUUUAGGAAAGACAUUAUUAAAGAAAACCUGGCACAGUUUAGUUAUAAGCAUAUAUUAUAAGUUUUAUUACAAUAUUGCUGCCAAGAAAAAGACCUCUGAUAAGUCAAGUAAAAGACACAGUCUUGGGGCAUUUUACAGGAAAAGAAAAUGAUUAGAUAAUCAUCAUUAAACUAGAUAACAGAAAAGAGAAUUUAGGGAUCAUUGGAUUCUUAACUAAUAGCAGCUUAGUUGAGUGGAUGGUUUCCCAGAGUAUGUCCUAAUUCCAUUAAAGUUUAUUGGAAGCUUGCUUAGGUAUCCCCCAACCCCUACCCCAGGAAUCUUCAGUUCAUCCCAGGAGGGAGUUGUGAGUUACAGUCAUCCAAAAAAAAAAAAAAAUUUAUACCAGGCCAGGUUUAGGACAAUGUUUUUCAUUAUUACAUCUUCUGUAAGUAUAAAUGCAGUCUGAAAUUUUAAAAACAAUUCACACCUUUAAAAUAUAUGUACUUGUUACAAAAUGGCCAUUUUGGAGUGAGUGCAACACUCUUGACACAAGGCACUUUUUUAGGAUGUCCUGUUUACAAGCUGUGGUAAACAAAUGAUGGAUAUCACAAGAGAUCUUUUUCCCCACCUUUUCCCACCUCCUCCAAUCACCAGGGUCCUGAUGUUUGCUGUCAAGAGCUGCUGGCAAAGAACAGAGUUGAGGACUGGCUGCACUUUCCUUUUUCACUGGGAAGAAGACUUUCCUGAAGAGUCUCAGCUUCAUCAAAGUGGAUUUAAGAUUGUGUAUUCACAGCUCCCUCUUGGAAGCCUAGUUUUGGUAAAAUUACAGAAUUGGCCAAGUUGGCCAGGGAUACUUUGCCCUGAUCCUUUUAAAGAGAAAUAUGUGUCCUAUGACCUGGAUGGAGAUGUUGAACAAUAUCACAUAGAAUUCCUGGGUGAUCCCCAUUCAAGAUCAUGGAUAAAUGCAACAUUUGUUGGACAUUAUAGUAUCACAUUAAAGCCAGGAAACUGUAAGAAUAAAAAGAAGUGGUAUAAAAGUGCACUACAAGAAGCAUACCUCCUCUAUGGAUAUUCUCGUGAGCAAAGACUAGAAAUGUGCUACUUAUCAAAACAGGACAAAUCCAAAGCAGAUGGCAAAGUUGCAGUGGUGGCCAAGAAAAGGAUGCAAGUUUCUAAAAAUAAUGCUGGAAAGAAAAAGCCCAAAUUUAGAAAAAGGAAAAGGAAAACUAUUUUAAAAUCCUCUUUUGAAAAUGUUUGUUCAGACGAUGCCUUAUCAAAGGAAAAUAUGGUUGUCUCUGAGACAGAAAUUUUGCUAAAAGAGCUGGAGCAGAUGCUACAGCAAGCACUAGAGCCCAUGGCAACCCCCGAUGAGUCUGAAGAGGAGCAUGGAGAGGCUGCACAUACAGGAGAAAAGUUAUCUAAAUGCAGCCCUGAAGCUCCUGUGGGCAGUUCACUUGAAAACCACUAUGAAGAAGAUUAUCUUGUAAUUGAUGGGCUAAAAUUAAAAGCUGAAGAAUGCAUUGAAAAUAUAACUAACAAGUUUAAAGAAAUAGAUGCUUUGAUGUCUGAAUUUUAGGUUAUGGGUAUUUUCAAAAGUUAAUGAUAAAAACGUUUAUAUUUUUAUGUUUUCCCAGUCAGAACUUAGAAAUGUUUAGUGAAAUAGUUACAUGUUAUAUCAAAGUUGAUAUUUGUGAUAACUUUCUACUUUAUAUAUUAAGAAAAUCCAUUAUUUUGAGAGUCAAUCAAAUGGUAUUUAAUUUAGUGUUAUAUGUUUAGAAUUUAAGAAACCCUGGUAUUUGUAUUUGUAGAUUUUUUUUUCUUGUUUGCCUUAAUUUUAAAAUGGUUUAUGAAGCCUACUGCAAAAACACAUGCUUUACAAUGAUUAUUUAGACUUUUUAUUCAGAUGUGGCUAAGUGUUGAAAUGACUGCUAAUGCUACUAUAAUUCUUACAGA